CGUGGUGAUGUGUCUCGUGAUGACACUGGGCCACCUCUCAAAUAGUCCUUCAAGCUUCAGUGCUGAUUCAUUGGAGCUCCACUUCACCCUCUCAUCGAUCAUCCAUCCUGUGUCAAGUUCAAACCGAGGUCUUCAGAAUCAGCAGUUCGCACCCCGAGUGAUUGCCCGGGCUUAACAUGUAGCAGUCGAUGCUUCCACCGGCGACCGCUCAGAUGACGUUGCAAAUGACCUUGUCUCCAUCAAACAUUUACCCCACCCAAUCUCCAACUCUCUCGAAAUUUCAAAACAUAUCGCAAGCUUCCUUGUUGCCGCAAUGCCACGCGGCGGAAUCACAUCCUCCUGAUUCAGUCAUCCGCGGAGCACCCCCGUAUCCAAGUCCACUUUUAGACCGUAUAAGUGACCGUCUUCUGUCUUACUUUCACACUCCAACCUCUUCGCACCCUCCUGCUUUCAGAACACUUUGCGUUCCUUUUUCGGGAUGUUCAAAGUCGUCUUCUCUGUUCUGUUCCUUCUCGAUGGCGUUCUGGCCAGCCCUAUCACAUUGCGAGCAGCAGGAGCAUUUUUCUCCCCGCCUUUAAUAGCAGCAAGCGCUUUGUCCCCUCCCGAAACAUUCCAAUCUGUGUCCAGGGAUCUUCGCAGCGAAGAAACAAGACAAAGCGCUGCCCCGCUCCCCGUAACAUUAUCGGAGACGUUGAGCAGUCUGACACCGGUGCUCAACAAUGUCGAAAACAUCCUGGUCUCCCUCACCGGGUCUGCAGGCGACUUGUUCAGCACGUUUGACAGUCCUCCCAGCCAGGUCCAGGGUGCAUUGGAAAUCCUCACGAGCCAGUUCGGCACUUUGACUUCGGGGAUGAACAGUGCACACGUUCGCCUGAACGAAGCUCACACGCCGGACUUCUCAUCCACCCAGGACUUCUUGACGAAGAUCAAGACGAUCGUUUUGCGGGUGCGGUGCCAGUGGUGGCAUCUAUCUAUUUAUUCACUCCUUGACGUUCCGCUCAGACGACGACGCUUGAUAAACAACUUCCUGACAAUACGGACGUGACAAGUUUGCGAGCGACAUUUGAAGCAUUGCAGUCCUCAUUACAGGUCAGUCGAACGAAAGUAACCAGUUGCCGUCCAUUGCUCCUGAUUUGCUGCUCUAGACCUUGGUAACCAAGAUGUCCA
Messenger RNA from Mycena citricolor, 1167 nucleotides. The record is from the annotation of a GenBank genome assembly. NCBI's taxonomy places the organism in Eukaryota, Fungi, Basidiomycota, Agaricomycetes, Agaricales, Mycenaceae.